GUGCCUGUUCUGACCAUGACGAAGCCUGACAAAAGGAGGAGAGACAAGAAAAUGCAGGACAUGAAAAGCAGGAUAUGUCGUGUUUCCGCCAUACUUGUGGCUCUUUGCAGAAGGGCACGAAGAGGCCGAAACAAGGGUGCCUGGUGUAGCAAGAACUUGGCACUUCGUCCUACAAACAUGCUGUCCAGAAUCGUCAUUGUCUCAGCCAAUGCCCUGAAAGGCAGCGGCCCCCUUGGAGCUGGGCUGGUCCAGGCAUCUCGCUCCCUGCACACAACAUCCCAGAGUCUGGCCCCAGUGCCCCCUCUGCCAGAGAAGGGUGGAAAAGUCCGUCAUGGCAUCUUCCCAGAGGAGAUUUUCCAGCUCCUUUACCCCAAAACUGGAGUCACAGGACCCUACAUGCUGGGCACUGGCCUUAUCCUCUACAUGCUCUCCAAGGAAAUCUACAUCAUCAACCACGAGACCUUUGCUGCUCUCUCCAUGGGCGCCAUCAUCAUCUAUGGUACCAAGAAAUUUGGUCCAAGUGUUGCAGCUUUUGCUGACAAGCUGAACGAGGAUAAAGUUGCCAAGGCUCAGGAGGUGAAGGACGCCGCUAUGGCCAGCCUGGCUCAGGCUGUUGAGGAUGAAAAGAAGGAACAGUGGAGAGUAGAGGGACGAUCAAUGAUCUUUGAUGCUAAGAGGAACAAUGUGGCCAUGCUGCUGGAGACCAACUACAGAGAGAGACUACACAUGGUGACCAAUGAAGUGAAGAGGCGCUUGGACUACCAGAUCGCCCUGCAGGACCUCCACCGCAGGAUGGAGCAGGAGCACAUGAUCAAAUGGGUGGAGAAGAGCGUCGUCGGCAGCAUCACCCCUCAGCAGGAGAAAGAGAGCAUCGCCAAGUGCAUCACAGACCUGAAGGCUUUGGCCAAAACUGCUCAAGCUACAGCCUAAACUGUCAAGUCUUCAGAGAAGGCGGCUCUAACCCUCAACUCAUUGUCCCAAGACGAGACAUUCACUCUUUUCUUAACAGAAUAAACUAUUUCCUCUUUAUUGUCUCUGUCAAUAUGGUGGGUGUGUACAGUAUUUACACGUCAGCUCAUGGUUAAAUAAAUGAUUCUCUUAUUCAACUUAAA
Acanthopagrus latus (yellowfin seabream) is the source of this 1112-nucleotide messenger RNA. It is a transcript of the gene atp5pb, whose product is annotated as ATP synthase peripheral stalk-membrane subunit b. Lineage: Eukaryota; Metazoa; Chordata; Actinopteri; Spariformes; Sparidae. Gene Ontology annotation, biological process: proton motive force-driven ATP synthesis. Bases 16 to 930 code for a protein of 304 amino acids. The transcript has 8 exons. Gene Ontology annotation, molecular function: proton transmembrane transporter activity. The record is from RefSeq and is a predicted model, not a curated record.